AUGGAAAAUGGAGUCAUUCAUGCGUAUCAUGCUGGUCAAGCACGUCGAGCUUAUAAGAAAAUGGCAGCAUUUCCACGUACAAUCGAACCUAUCGAUACUGUUGAAUUGUUCAAUACAAUAGCAGUUACACUUGAUACAAAUAAACGAGAACUUUCUACAUGGCUAUAUCAACAUUCGACAUCGAUUGAAUCAACUCGUUAUUAUCAAAAUUCUAUAACUGUCAGCAAAUUCGCUAUGACAUUGAACAAGUCGAAUGAAACUAUGAUUUUAACAGUCAUAAUUACGAACAAUAAUUGGCUUGAAAUUUAUUCAUCGGUAUUUCUGCAUAAGGAACCUCUAUUUAGUCUUCAUCUUCAUUCACCAGCUAAAAUUCAUGGAUCUACGAAUGGUACGUUUAUUCUACUGACAAAUACUGGUUCAUUAUGUUUGAUCGUUCAACAAACGAAUGCUAAUGGUAAAAUUGAAUUCAAUCAAUCAAAUAAUGUUCAAUUAAAAAUGAAAUGCUCGAUGAUGUUCAGUUCACUAUUAACACUUCAUUCAACAGAAAAUCCCGCUGUAUUUGCUGAUGAUAGAAAAUCACUGGUAAUUUGGACAAUAAAUGACAUAAUUUAUAUUGAUAUUGAUUUGCCAUCUGCAUUAUCAUCGUCACGCUUGAUAAAUAUCGCUAGUGAACGAACUCACGAUUUUUUCUUCUUAUAUUUUGAUAACAAAUAUCUUCUUUCAUGUCAAAUUCGAUUAGAUCAAUCGAAAAAAAAAUGGUUCUACUCAAAUAACAUCAUAGAAUCAAGUCGAUAA
This is a messenger RNA of Rotaria sp. Silwood2, 795 nucleotides long. NCBI's taxonomy places the organism in Eukaryota, Metazoa, Rotifera, Eurotatoria, Philodinida, Philodinidae. The record is from the annotation of a GenBank genome assembly.